Silurus meridionalis is the source of this 1419-nucleotide messenger RNA. RefSeq names its product TruB pseudouridine (psi) synthase family member 2 (gene trub2). Bases 142 to 1203 code for a protein of 353 amino acids. The record is from RefSeq and is a predicted model, not a curated record. The transcript has 8 exons. Gene Ontology annotation, molecular function: pseudouridine synthase activity; RNA binding. NCBI's taxonomy places the organism in Eukaryota, Metazoa, Chordata, Actinopteri, Siluriformes, Siluridae. Gene Ontology annotation, biological process: RNA processing; pseudouridine synthesis.
CACAACACUACAGAAAAUGUAGAAGAAGAAAAACAUGCUUUAUGAUACUUGCUUACAUGCCUGUCUUUAAAACUAUGUGAGGUUUUACUUCAUUCGGUUUCUAAACAAAGCGAUUUUAAUAUCGUAAAAACUGCGUGUGUAAUGGCUACACCAGCUGCACGGCUUUUCAGUAAACUUGACGGGCUUUUCGCUGUGUACAAACCACAAGGUGUUCACUGGAAACAUGUCCGGGACACGGUAGAGACGAACCUGCUGAAAGUGCUGAAUUCGUGUCCUGCAGCUCCCCAGCGAUCUGUGGUCCACUUUCAGCUUUUACCAAGUGGAGACUGCAGUGGUUCCAACCAGCUCACUGUCACCAAAUCCAAUCUACCUGCUCUGUCUGAUCAUCCUCUGGUGACAGGACCAAGGUUUUAUAAGAUACGUGUUGGAGUUGGCCAUCGAUUAGAUGCAUUUUCCUCCGGAGUGUUAGUUCUGGGUCUGGGUAAUGGAAACACUGCCCUGGAGAGUUUGUACAGAUUACAUGUAACCAGGGAGUACACACUGGAAGGGGAGUUUGGAAUAGCUACAGAUGAUUUCACUCACACUGGACGAGUUAUAGAGCGAAGCACAUCUGAUCAUGUUACAACUGACAAGCUAGAGAGAGUAUUGGCAAUGAUCCAGGGAGCCAAUCAGAAAGCUUUAAUAAUGUACUCGCAGGUGGACCUGAGCACUCAGGAGGCUUAUGAGCUGGCAGUGAAGGGGCUGUUGCGUCCACAGGAUAAAAGUCCUCCUAUUUUAACUGGCUUACGAUGUCUCCACUUUAAACCGCCUCGGUUCACACUGGAGGUUCAGUGUGUGAAUGAAACUCAGCGGUUCCUUCGGAAACUGGUGCACGAGGUGGGGUUGGAACUGCGUACUAAUGCGGUCUGCACCAAGGUACGUCGCACACGGGACGGUCCUUUUAAAAUGGAGGAUGCUCUGACUCACCAUCACUGGUCUGCUGAUGAUAUUAUACCAGCCAUUGCAAACUUUCGCCAUACUACCCGGAAAAUCCGGAAGAAUGACAUUUACAGGCAAGCUGUCAAGCCGUCAAACUCAACAACACAGACUCCAGGCCAAUCAGAGACUAGUCUGUUAGAGUCUGUAAACCAGGACAAAGCAGAAUCACUGCAGAGUCCUUCUGCAGAACAUCUGUUGACACCAAGCAAUUCUAAUGUCCUUUAAUUUUGAAGGUGGAUAAAGACCAAUUAUUCUAUGGUGGAGAUUUGUGUUCUGGCUUAAUUAUUGUAUAUUGUUAUAUAAGAGGGUCAAAUGACAACCCAAAAAAUACAGCAGAAAAAAAAAGGAGUGCUAAAAAUAUUUUCAAUUCAAUUGUAAAAAGAUUAUGUAAAAGAAAUACACUUUGUCUCAAUAUUUGCAAUAAACAAUGCAAAAAAACAA